This is a messenger RNA of Anolis carolinensis (green anole), 2048 nucleotides long. RefSeq lists its product as uncharacterized. The transcript has 2 exons. The record is from RefSeq and is a predicted model, not a curated record. NCBI's taxonomy places the organism in Eukaryota, Metazoa, Chordata, Lepidosauria, Squamata, Anolidae. The coding region runs from base 358 to 1812 and encodes 484 amino acids. Gene Ontology annotation, molecular function: zinc ion binding; nucleic acid binding.
GAGAAACUGUCAGAACCCUGCUACUAGAGCCUGGAUGUGGCUCUGAGUUUCAGGGUCACUGACAUUGAUAAGACACCUGCGUCCCAGGACUCGGAGGAGAAACGGCUGCUGGACUUGGCGGGGAAUUUGCGCGGGGUUUUACUGAGCGGGAAGAGACUGUUCAAAUGAGGGGGAGGGUAUAUAAAGGAGGGUUGGCCGGAGCCUCCCAUUCUUGGCUUUUCUGAUGUUCAUGUUUCCUACAGUAAAAGUUCCUGGUGAUACCACAGAGAGUCUCGUGUGUUCAUUCAGGAGCGGCUGUGGUGAGCUGACAUUAAGCCAAGAAUCGGACACCAUCCCGCUGUAGCGGUGAGGUGUAACAUGCAAGUGGAGGAUGAAGAGCUCUUGGGCGCCGGAGGAGGAAGGUCGGAAAGGGCCACUCCCGAGACGGACGCUGAGUUCCACCAGCUGGCGGCCCUGGCGUCAUCCACCGCUUAUGCCCAGCCAAAUGGGGUAACCCAGAGGCGCGGAGUGGUGCGGGGAGAUAGCACCGGAGGAGAGGAAGGUUCACCUUCCCCAGGCCCGCAAAAGAUGGUGUUUCUGGAGGAGAGGAUGUCGGCGAUGGAGACCACCCUGGCAGUGAUGUCGAGGGCGAUGGAGCGCCUGGCGGUUUUGGCGGAGCCGGAGCGAGGAAGGGAACUCCGGGCUAGCUCAAUGUGGGACGUGAGCAUGGGAAGCAGCCAGGGCUUUGCAGACCUCCCAGCACCGAAGGGAAGGGAAAUGCGAAAGGAGCCCGGUGCCCGGCCCAAGAUCCAAACGAGCCUGACGCGGGUGGAGGAGAGUGACGACGAAGGGGAAAAGCCUCCGAGAAUCCCGGCUACGCUCCCAACUGAGACCCUGGUGCCCCUGGCGAAUGCCGGGCGUGGCACAGGACAAAGGGAAGCAGCAGCGGGGCCCACUGGCCCGCAAGGGGGCUUGCGACGGGCGGAGAAUUGGGGAUUGCCACCACAGGGACCCCUACCGAGACGAGAGGAACUAAGGAUCGAGUUUGGGGGAGAGUCCUCUGAACUGGAUUUUUUCCUGACCACGGUGAGGGGCUAUAUGGAGGACAAUGCCCACACUUUUAGAACGGAAUCCAGCCGGGUACGGGCCAUUGGUGCAGUGUUGAAGAGGGGAGCGGCCAGCUGGUACGUUCAACUGCACGCGCGGCGCGACCCAUGUCUGGGGUCACUCCGACGCUUUAUGGGGGCCCUGGAGACCCGUUUCCGAGAUCCACUGGAGCAGAUCCGGGCGAGGGAGGAGUUGAAGACCGUCUCCCAGGGGCAGAGGUCGGUAUCUGAGUAUGCGGAGGAGUUCCAAUGCCUCGCUGAAAAGGUGCCGGAAUGGUCUGCAGUGACAAAGAUAGAACUCUUCAAAGAGGGGCUCAGGCGGGAGAUCCUCUCCUGGGCGGUGCAUCGUGAUGAGCCUGACACACUGCGCGGAUGGAUUCAGCUGGCGGGGCGCAUCGAGACAUCGCUGGCCCAGGCGAGGAGGCACCGAGGAGGGCUACAGCAGCGGCCGCAGAUGAAAGAGGGGAGCCGGAAGGAGGGAUCAACCCCAGCCGGGAGGAGAACGGAGCCGACAGGGAACGUGAGCACCAGCAGGAGGGGCUGCUUCGUGUGCGGCCGUUUGGGCCACAGGGCUGCCGAGUGCUGGCAGAGAAAAGGGGAAGGCGGAGGCCCGCCCAAACCAAGAGCCGUGGCAGGGAAACGCGCCGAGGAAGAACCACCGAUGAGGCACCACUCGGGGGGGUUGGACGAAGGGGAGGAGGACGCCAUGUCAGAACCCUGCUACUAGAGCCUGGAUGUGGCUCUGAGUUUCAGGGUCACUGACAUUGAUAAGACACCUGCGUCCCAGGACUCGGAGGAGAAACGGCUGCUGGACUUGGCGGGGAAUUUGCGCGGGGUUUUACUGAGCGGGAAGAGACUGUUCAAAUGAGGGGGAGGGUAUAUAAAGGAGGGUUGGCCGGAGCCUCCCAUUCUUGGCUUUUCUGAUGUUCAUGUUUCCUACAGUAAAAGUUCCUGGUGAUACCA